AGAGAGAGAGAGAAAGAGAGAAGAAAAAGAAAUAAGAUGAUAGUAGUAAAAAUGUAACAUCUUUUUCUUUCGUGGAACUUUUUCUUCGCUUCUUUACCAAACUUUCUUUACCUCGAGCAUUUCUCUCGAUCAUCGUUAGUACCAAAGAAAUACUUAACUCUGUUGGUCGUUGGUGGGCCCAAUGUCACCGAUUAUAUUCGUUUAACGGGACCAGCACGUCCCACGAACGGUGGAGGAGAGGAGACGAUGGAGGAGAAGCGUAAUUUCUCCAAGAGGAGCGCGUGUUAACCGGGGUUCCGCUCGGUCAGUCGGUGACAAAGCGGCUUCGCGUGAGGAUUUGCUCCGUUUUUUUAUAUAAACAUAUAUAUGUGUAUACGUAUAUACAUAUAUAGUUAUAUAUAUGUAUGUAUGUACGUAUGUAGACGAAUUAACAUUCCUUCCACAACGGUCUGUGCGUACGUGUGUGUGUUGAAAAGUUUUGCCUCGUUUUGUCUGAACAUAGAAAGAGGAAACGAACGUUUCUAGUUUGCAUAAAUUAUUAUUAUUUUUUUUUUCUCUCAUUAUUUUUUUCCUUUUCUUUUUUGUGCGGGUUUAUACCAUAUCCAUGACGGAAAGAAUUCUACCUUUAACUUUUUAGUUAUCCACGAGAUGACUGUGAUCAAUCGUCAAAGGUUUACAACUUUUUUACAUUAACUCAAUUCGUUAGUUCAAUGUAAUUUUAAUAAAAGAUAGCAAUAAUUUACAUGAUUUAACCGUAGUGUCAAAUGUUACAUUCUAUCAGUGGUAUAUAAAAGGAGAAAAAGAAAUAGUGUACGUUUGAUCCGUGAUAAAUGAAAUAAAUACACGUUCAAAGCAACGUACAGUGCGCGUUCAAAGAAAAAGAAAGAAUCAAAUGAAAUGAAAUGAAAUGGAAUGAAAUAAAAUAAAUAAAUAAAUAAAUAAAUAAGUACAAACUCAACGACCAAGAGGAUCUAAUUCCAUUCAUCUAAAAAUAAUAAUAUUUUCUUGAAUCCAUUAUACACUCGUAGCUCUUCUCCAUGUUGCUAUGUCGGUGUGAUAAAAAACGUUUAUCGUAUAUUAAAAAGGAGAAAGAAAAGGAAAAAAAAAUUAAGCAAAAACGAGGUCAUUCGUUCGAUAUAUUUUUCUCAAGCAAGGAGCCAAUGAUGUAUUAUUAACAAUAUUAAGACAAAUGGCAGAAAAGUAAAGAAGAGUUUUUCAUUCGCUAAAAGAAAAAUAAAUAGAAGAAGAAGAAAAAGAAAAUCUUUCGUUCGAUGAAAUUUUUUAAAUAAUGGGAAUAAUGAUUUUUGAUUGAGAUAAAUAGAUGUGAUUGUAACUUGCGAUAAGAAGAAGGAAAAACAGGAAGUUUGAAAAAAUAUAAAGGAGGAAAAUUGUUACAGGAGAAUAAGAAAAUUAAAAAGGAAGGAAGAACGUUUAAGAAGGUCUCGUUGGGAGACAAAACGGACAUUGCAAAUUGAAAGGAGUUGGAGUGAACAUCUCUAUGCGAAAGAAAUAACAUACUUGUGAACGCGCACUCGCACGAAAGAAAGAGAGAGAGAGAGAGAGAGAGAGAGAGAGAGAGAGAGAGAGAGAGAGAGAGAGAGACAAAGAAUCAGGGAGAGAAGGCACAUAUUAAAUAUUUAUUAUUUGCACGAAAAGAGAAGAGAACAACCAUUUUUACAUUUCCUACACUUAACUCUGUAUCCUCGUUGAAAGAGUUUGAAUACAAAUUGUUCAUACACAGACGGACUAGCACGGACGUCCUUUAGUUAAUUUAACUCAAAGACUUUGUUGGUCGACUUUAAAAACUCGUUAAAAUCGCACGUACUAAAUAAAAAGGAAAAUUCUCUAGUUCUUCGUAUAUUCGAGUAUCGUUUCUCUAUUAAAUAUCUUCAAAACGGGUAACGUAUUUUCAAAUCGAUUUUUGGAGCGCCGAGAUAAACAUGAGGUAGAAGUAUUAGUCAGUACUACGACCCAUGGGGCUACACCAUUGGUUAUGGCCUGUAGAAAUGGCCACUACGACGUGGCAGAAUACCUCGUUGUAAAAUGUGGGGCAGAUAUAGAACAACCCGGCUCAGUUGUCUUUGAUGGAGAAACCAUAGAGGGUGCGCCACCGUUGUGGUGUGCAGCGGCAGCCGGUCACAUCGAACUAGUGAAGUUGCUAGUACAACGAGGGGCGAACGUGAAUUCGACGACGAAAACAAAUUCGACACCGUUAAGAGCAGCUUGUUUUGAUGGACAUUUUGAAAUUGUUAGAUUCUUGGUCAAGAAUGGUGCAGACAUAGAAAUGGCAAAUCGUCAUGGGCACACGUGUUUGAUGAUAGCAUGCUACAGAGGCCAUAUUGACAUCGCUAAGUUACUAUUAGCUUGGAACGCAGACGUCAACAGAAAAUCAGUCAGAGGUAACACUGCAUUACACGAUUGUGCAGAAAGUGGAUCCUUAGAAAUUCUUAAAUUGCUCGUUCAACACGGGGCUCAAAUGGACGUCGAUUCUUAUGGGAUGACGCCACUCCUGGCGGCUGCCGUAACAGGCAAUACCGAUAUCGUGGAGUAUCUAAUUGGAAUUCCUGAAUUAAUAAAACGCGAGGAACGCAUAGAUGCAUUGGAACUUUUAGGUGCAACGUAUGUUGAUAAGAAAAGGGACAUGGUCGGUGCUCUAAACUUUUGGAAACGCGCCAUGGACGAUAGAUAUCAAAGCGACGUUGUAAUAUCGAAACCAUCGCCUCUACCUCUAGUAGCGGCCUACGACUUUGCUCAAGAAAUAUGCGAACCAGAACAACUGGAUGAGCUAUUGGCAGACCCAGACGAAAUGCGUAUGCAGGCAUUAGUAAUUAGAGAAAGAAUUCUGGGUCCAGCACAUCCAGAUACAAGCUACUAUAUUCGCUACAGAGGAGCUGUCUAUGCCGAUGCAGGAAAAUUUGAUCGGUGCAUACAACUAUGGAAUUAUGCGUUGGAUAUGCAACAGGGGAUGCUCGAGCCUUUAAAUCCGAUGACACAGAGUUCCUUCUUUAGUUUUGCCGAACUCUUCAGCUUCAUGAUCGGUGAGGAAGGUAGACAAACUAGUAGAGGAAGGAGAGUACCUCCUGUGGACAGACAAGAGAUACUUAAAAUUUUCUUAAAGGCUAUAGUAGAAGUUAGAUUGGGCAAGCAAUUAUUAGAUAAAGUUCCACUUAGAGAUCGCGACGUCACAUCUUUAAACAGAAUUUUAUUAAUAACAUUGCAUCUAGCUUGUUUGAUGACGCGCGACAUGCCCACAGAAGGUACAUACGAGUAUGAGGCCAUACAUAAAGCUAUUUACGAAUUGGUUCGAAUCAACGCAAAGGGCAAAGAGGUAAUUAGCCUAUUGCCCCUUAGCAUAUCAGAGGAUCGUGACGCCUUACAAUUAGUACAUAGCGACGACGUCGCUUUGGUAGGAAGGUAUCCGAUCUGCAAAUUUCACUCACCGCACUUGACCACAGCUUUGUUGAAAGUUGGGGCAGAUGUUAACUCGAGAGAUAGGAAUGGGAACACUGCUUUACAUUGGGUCGCCAUGUCGUUACCUUGGCGUCCAGACCUUGCUGUAGCGCUUCUCGACGCAGGUGCUCAUAUCGAUACCGUUAAUAGAGAUAAGAAAACCUUCAAGAGUUUGCUACGCAACAAGCAAAACUAUUACUCGAUCAGUCCGUUAAAAUAUAUCACAUUGUCGUGCUUAGCGGCUAAGGUAAUCAGAAGGUGGUGUAACGACGAACAAAUCGACGAAGUCGUUCCCGGACACUUGCAAGAGUUUGUUAAAAUGCAUUAGCUAAUACGAAUACGAAAAAACGAACUGUUUGUUAUCAUCGGAUAUCGCGAAGUUCUCUUCGCUUUAUCGUUUUUACCUAAUAACGUUUUUUUCUUUCUUUCUUUCUUUCUUUCUUUCUUCCUUCCUUCUUCCCUCCCUCCCUUCCUUCUUUUUUCCUUUUUCUUUUCUUUCCUUCUCUUUUCCGAUACUCUUAAUGACCCGAAUUAAGCGAACGUUGAUUGAGUCGUAAAGUAGAGAUAUCGAAUGCAUGAUUGAUGAUAACAGGAAUAAUUGUAUUUUAACAACUCUCGCGAAGUAUUUUUCAAAUACCGAAGAUUUAUGACGCACUACGUGCCGACAGAGAAAAAAAGUGAAAACUGUAAAAGAAAGAAAAAUAAAAAGGAUGACGUGACCACAAGCAUGGUCAUAUGAUCGAAUGUAUGAAGUGUGCAGCAUGAUGAUAAACGUAAACUCGCAACGUUUGUGUAGUAACUCUGAUUUCUUUCUUUUUUUUUCCUUUUCUUUUCUAUUCUAUUCUAUUUUAUUUUAUUUUAUUUUAUUUUAUCUAAAGAACGUUCGUAAAUUCUUCGAAUUAAUGGUUGGAGAUCAGCGACAAAUAAUUCAUAGAUUCGAAGAUAAUGUGUUCGAUUAAAGUAUUACGCUUGUCGACUUUAGUGUUGCCAUCCAUGAAUAUUUUUGCCAAGAAUCGAUCGUCGUGCUUCAUAAAAAUGAUACGAGCUUAAAAACAAAUUUGUAAACAUCUUUGCCCAAGUUGAAAGAUCUCUUUGGUAUCGAUAUAUAAUUGACUAUAUAAACGGAACUUUUAAAUAUCGAAUAACAUGAAAGUCGUUAAAGAUCGUUAUGAUCAUUGAUUAAGAGAUAUUCGAUUAUUGUGAUUUUCGCUACGCGAUAAACUUGGCAAAAGGCCUUUUCACCCUUCUCCCCUUAUACAUAAGACCCCGCGAUUAAAAAAAAAAGCCAUAACUUUUAGAAAAACACCGCGUUGAUAUAUGAAUAUUUUAGCGAUAACGUGGUAAACGUAAUAAUAUUAAAUUAAACUUGUGUACUCUUAGAAAAAGAAAAACGAAUUUUUACCUUCAGUAAUGUAUAAAACGAAAAAUAAAUAUAUGCAGGAUGAGAAAAUUUCUAAUACACGCAUUUUUCCAUGUUAAACACAUUUGGCGGGAGAUAAUAUUGAUUAGAAAAAAAAAGGAAGAAAAAAAAAAGAAAUAGAGUCACGUCGUUGAUCACGCACAAAAAAUUUUUCGGAUAAUUUGUAAAAAAGAAAAAAAAAAGAUAACUAUUUCGCAAUAAUGAGAUAAGAGGACUAUGUUAAACGAUACGUUCGUUCGUUGAUUGUGUCGCUCUUAUUUUUUAACAACCUAUCUAAUAUAUCGAAAUGACGACAUGUCUUUCAUUAAUAUUUUUUCGUUGGAGAAAAUAAGAAAAAAAAAAAAACGAUGAUAUCGCGCGUAUAAUCCAAGUCUGUAACUAUUUACAUGGAGCCUUAUGCUUUUGCGCCAUUGAGGAUACCUUUAUUUCAAAUGUGAUAAAACUUACACGAUAGAUUAAAACUAUAAACAUAUAUACAUAUAUACAUACAUACAUAGAUACGGCAAGAUGCGAGACGUUGUUUAGAAGAGGUGCUUCUUUUUAAUCGACGAACGAUGGAUGCACCUAAUGCAAUUUAGUAUGUAUGUGAUCGUGAGAAAUCCACUAACGAAACAUUUACACUUAUUUAUUUGACUUUUUUUUCUUUUUUUUGUUUUCUUUUUUUUGAGGAAUAUAGUUUUUUUAUAUACUUUUUAUGCAUUUUCCGUUUGAACGAGUUGUUUUAGCUAGUAGAAUCACAUUCUCACAUAUUUACCUUUUAUGCGGAACGUUGUCUCGAUCCUCUGUGAAAAAAUAUAAUUCUUAUCUUACAUAUUUAUCGAGAAGACUCGAACCGUUUUAUAAUGUAAAGACUGUGGAAAUACAGGUGUGAUAAAAAAAGAAAAAAUAUAUAUAUUAUAUAAUCGAAA
Messenger RNA from Vespula vulgaris, 5778 nucleotides. RefSeq names its product protein fem-1 homolog CG6966. Bases 1994 to 3778 code for a protein of 594 amino acids. Gene Ontology annotation, molecular function: protein binding. Gene Ontology annotation, biological process: ubiquitin-dependent protein catabolic process. The record is from RefSeq and is a predicted model, not a curated record. Lineage: Eukaryota; Metazoa; Arthropoda; Insecta; Hymenoptera; Vespidae. Gene Ontology annotation, cellular component: ubiquitin ligase complex. The transcript has 8 exons.